AUCGCAUACUAAAGAAUCCAUUUACUCAGGUUUUCACCAAUUUCUCGCACUGCCUUCACCCGGGAAGGGGAAGUGACGUACUUCCGGUGUGAUGGCGGCACGGUGGCGCUUUAGGUGAUGCGUGGAGACAGCAAAAGGAAACUGUCAAGGAAAUCAGACCAUUGAGUGUGUGUGUCUUGAACCAACUGGAGGAGUCGAGUUUAUUUGGUCAGCUGACACUUGCAAAUAAAAGUAGUAUGGCCCACGUGAAAGGCCGGACUAAGCUGACCCUGUCAGUAGAUUCUUUCCUGUGGCUGUCUGCGGUUUGCUGCUUUGGGAUCUGUGUUCAUUGCUGCAGCACUCGUCUACAGCAUUCCUCUGGUCAUGACAGAAGGGAGAGCCACAAUUCAUACCACCGGAACUCCUCCCCAGAAGACAGGCAUGCAGAACAAGAAAGAUCCCCCCGGGAUAGAGAUUACUCUGAUUACAGCCGGUCAGACCAUGAGCGUUCAAGAAGAGGGUAUUCUUACGAUGACGGCGUGGAGUCACGAAGGGACCGAGAAAAACGCAGAGAAAGAGAAAGAGAUGUGGAUCGGAAAAGGUCCCGGAAAUCCCCAUCUCCUGGAAGAAGGAGCCCAGAACGAACUGUAACCCAGAGCUCUACUCAGGAAGAACCUGCCAUGAAGAAGAAGAAGGAUGAGCAGGAUCCACUGCUCACCCGAACUGGGGGAGCGUAUAUUCCUCCCGCAAAACUCAGGAUGAUGCAGGAGCAAAUCACAGAUAAGAACAGCUUAGCCUACCAGAGGAUGAGCUGGGAGGCCCUGAAGAAAUCAAUCAAUGGUCUCAUUAACAAGGUCAACAUCUCCAACAUAAGUAUUAUUAUCCAAGAGCUCCUUCAAGAAAACAUAGUCCGAGGGAGAGGCCUGCUGUCCAGGUCUGUUCUGCAGGCGCAGAGCGCGUCUCCAAUCUUCACUCAUGUCUAUGCAGCUUUGGUGGCAAUUAUCAACUCAAAAUUUCCACAGAUUGGAGAAUUAAUCCUCAAGAGACUAAUUCUUAAUUUCCGGAAAGGAUAUCGAAGGAAUGAUAAGCAACUUUGCCUGACUGCUUCUAAAUUUGUGGCACAUCUUAUUAACCAAAAUGUGGCACACGAGGUUCUGUGCCUAGAGAUGCUCACCUUGCUGCUGGAGAGACCAACAGAUGACAGCGUUGAGGUAGCUAUCGGCUUUCUCAAGGAAUGUGGCCUCAAAUUAACCCAGGUGUCACCAAGAGGCAUCAAUGCUAUCUUUGAACGCCUGCGAAACAUCCUACAUGAGUCUGAGAUUGACAAAAGAGUUCAGUACAUGAUUGAAGUGAUGUUUGCUGUGCGGAAGGACGGAUUCAAGGACCACCCCGUUAUUCUGGACGGGCUUGAUUUAGUGGAAGAGGAUGAUCAGUUUACCCACAUGCUCCCCUUGGAGGAUGACUACAAUCCAGAAGAUGUUCUUAAUGUUUUCAAGAUGGAUCCUAAUUUUAUGGAGAAUGAAGAGAAGUACAAAGCUAUUAAAAAGGAAAUUCUUGAUGAAGGAGACAGUGAUUCAAACACAGACCAAGAAGCUGGAAGUAGUGAAGACGAGGAGGAGGAAGAGGAGGAUGAAGAAGGAGAAGAGGAGGAGGAAGGACAAAAAGUAACUAUUCAUGACAAAACAGAAAUCAAUCUAGUCUCAUUUCGCCGUACAAUAUAUCUUGCUAUUCAGUCAAGUUUAGAUUUUGAAGAAUGUGCACACAAGUUGUUGAAGAUGGAGUUUGCGGAGAGCCAAACAAAAGAACUCUGCAACAUGAUACUUGAUUGCUGUGCCCAGCAAAGGACCUAUGAAAAAUUUUUCGGCUUGUUAGCUGGGCGGUUUUGCAUGCUAAAAAAAGAAUACAUGGAAUCAUUUGAAAGUAUAUUCAAAGAACAGUACGAUACCAUCCAUCGCUUGGAAACAAACAAAUUGAGAAACGUUGCUAAGAUGUUUGCUCACCUUCUAUACACUGAUUCACUUCCAUGGAGUGUUCUUGAAUGUAUAAAGCUCAGUGAAGAAACCACUACAUCGUCUAGUAGAAUUUUCGUCAAAAUCUUUUUUCAAGAACUGUGUGAAUACAUGGGUCUUCCUAAACUGAACGCGAGGUUAAAGGAUGAAACUCUGCAGCCAUUCUUUGAAGGACUGUUACCUCGAGACAACCCACGGAAUACCCGCUUCGCCAUCAACUUCUUCACCUCCAUAGGUCUUGGAGGUUUAACGGAUGAACUGCGAGAGCACCUGAAAAAUACACCCAAGGUCAUGGCCCAGAAACCAGAAGCCGAGCAAAAGAAACCCGCCCUGACCUCGUCGUCUUCAGAGUCCUCCUCGGAGUCCGAGUCCUCUGACUCAGAUUCCGACAGCAGCGAGAGCAGCUCAGACUCCUCCAGUGAAGGAGGCGGCUCCUCGUCCUCGAGCAGUCAGAGCUCCGUCUCAGCUAAAGAUACAAGAAAGAAGAGACAAGGGAAGACCAGAAGUGAAGAAGUAGAGAAAGCAGCCAGGGGCCAGCAGACACGUGACAGGAGGCGAGAAGAAGGAAGGGAGGAGCAAAGGCACCAGGAAGGGAGGUCUGAGGGAGCAAGGUCUGAGAGACACAGAGCGCAUGAGUCCCGAAAUGCCGACUGGAGGGAUCCUGUGGCAAAGCCCAUGGCGGACAGAAGGCUUCCUUCCCAAGAAAAUAGUUACAGUAGAGUUCGGAAUGGCCGAGACCAAGACGUGCACAGAGAGCUGCAAGACAAGCAUGGUGAGCCGAAGGAGAAGCGACGAGAGAGGAGAGAUUCUUUUUCUGAAAAUGAGAAGCAAAGACCCCGAAGUCAGGACAGUGAAAGUGUCAGGAGGAAAGAUCGCUCCAAGUCAAGGGACAGGAGCAGAAGACAUUCGGGCCAUAAGAGUGAUGAUGACAGGUAUCAGAACGGUGCUGAGAGACGAUGGGAGAAGUCUAGCAGACACUCUGAACAUUCUAGAGACUCCAAGAGAAACCAGGACCGGAGGAGAGAAAAGUCUCCGAGACAAAGAUGAUCCUCAUGACAGCUGUACACGCCUUACUUCCCUUCCGACGUCUUUUUACACUGAUGGAUUUUAUAGAGAACUCUGUAUAAAGGACCUCUUUGUAUCUGUAUAUUUUGAAGAUGUUUUCUUUUUGACAUGUUUUAUAAUUGAUGUAUCUCAAAGUCCUCUGUAAAUCAUAAAGGGUCUCAACAGAGGGACUUAUGUUUUGUGAAUAAAAGGAACAAAUGCUCAU
This is a messenger RNA of Microtus oregoni (creeping vole), 3258 nucleotides long. RefSeq names its product CWC22 spliceosome associated protein homolog (gene Cwc22). The record is from RefSeq and is a predicted model, not a curated record. Gene Ontology annotation, molecular function: RNA binding; protein binding. Lineage: Eukaryota; Metazoa; Chordata; Mammalia; Rodentia; Cricetidae. The transcript has 21 exons. The coding region runs from base 237 to 3035 and encodes 932 amino acids. Gene Ontology annotation, cellular component: catalytic step 2 spliceosome. Gene Ontology annotation, biological process: mRNA splicing, via spliceosome.